Cannabis sativa is the source of this 766-nucleotide messenger RNA. RefSeq lists its product as uncharacterized. NCBI's taxonomy places the organism in Eukaryota, Viridiplantae, Streptophyta, Magnoliopsida, Rosales, Cannabaceae. The transcript is spliced from 4 exons. The coding region runs from base 82 to 627 and encodes 181 amino acids. The record is from RefSeq and is a predicted model, not a curated record.
AUAGCACAAGCAGUUUAUCCAUACCAAAAUUGGAGUGGUAAAGUGGAAGGGAGAGGAGGAAGCAAGCAAGACCAAUUAAUCAUGGGCUCCUCUUCAGUCUUCGCUCUCUCUCUUCCUUCCUUUCACUUUGCCCCCUCUCCACAAAACCCACUCAACACUUUCCAUACUAACACUUCUAAAACUAGAAAAACGCCACUAACUCUUGUUUCUUCUACGGAUGAUUCUUCAUCUCCCUCACUUUUUCACAAGUCUCUUCCUCUGGCUGCUUCAGCUCUCAUUCUUCUCUCUUCAAAUCCGGCUAAAGCUGGGUUUCUAUCUGGGUCCUCUGGGAUAGAGUCUGUUCCUGGUCCUAAGUUACCCCAAAUUGAAUUUCUUGAGCGCUUCAAUGAAGAAAACCAGAAAAAGUAUGCUGAGAAUGAUGCAAGAUUCAAAUCAUCCCCCCUUCUCAACAAGUUACUAGAGAAAUCCAAGUUGAACAAAGAAAAGAAUAAGCUAGAGAUUCAAGACAAGUACUGUCUACGUGGAGCAGAAUGGGGAGUUGGAGAUUGCUCAGCUGAGGGAAUGACAGCUGAGGAGAAGGAUAGCUUUAUUUCCAUGCUCAAGCAGAAGACUGGUGUUAAACAAUAAUUUAUUUAUCUUUACUCUUUUCUAUAUAAAAAUGUAUAAAUAUAAAUAGAAUAUUCUCAAAUUUGUAGAACAAAUAUACCAUUUCUAUCCACACCAAUGGAACUGAACGACACUCUCAUUUAUGUCGUUCAACACAAAA